AAAGAAGACGACCUGGCUCUUAGAAUCGGGUCUUGCUUUCCUCUUCAAUGCCAGUCUGUCUGUCAUACCCUCUCUCUCUGUCUCUCUCACUUCGCCUAUAUAUAGACAUAUAUACGUAUGCCCUUGAUGUCUUCUUCAACAUUUGGUACGAGCCUCUCUCGUUUUUGUUUCCAUUCUCAGAGCGAGAGAGAGAGAGAGAGAGAGAGAAAGAAACUGAAACCCUAGGCCUAGUCUCAAAAACCGAACUUCUCUGAGAAAUCAUCAUGAGUCUGUUCGGCCUUGGAAGCAGGUUAACUAUGUGAAUAGUAGGGACCACUUUAAGAGUUGAUAUGAAACCAGAAGACAUUUCGGCCUAAGAAGAGUGCUCCAUCAGGAAGUAAGGCUGCACAGCUUCAAAAUCAUAUUGAUGCUACCUUAGGUAGUGGAAACUUAAGGGAAGCUGUUCGACUGCCUCCUGGUGAACAUCCUAAUGAGUGGUUGGCUGUAAAUACUGUUGACUUCUUCAAUCAAGUGAACAUUCUGUAUGGCACUCUUACAGAAUUCUGUACUGCAUCAAGUUGUCCAUUAAUGACAGCAGGACCACGAUACGAGUAUAGAUGGGCUGAUGGAGUUACUAUAAAGAAACCCAUAGAGGUGUCUGCUCCUAAAUAUGUAGAGUAUUUGAUGGACUGGAUUGAGGCUCAGCUCGAUGAUGAAUCAAUUUUUCCUCAAAAGUUCGGGGCAUCAUUUCCACCAAAUUUUCAGGAUGUUGUUAAGACAAUAUUCAAGCGAUUGUUCCGUGUGUAUGCGCACAUCUAUCACACACAUUUUGAGAAGAUUGUGAGUCUAAAGGAAGAAGCUCACCUUAAUACUUGUUUCAAGCAUUUUGUUCUUUUUACAUGGGAAUUCCAGUUGAUUGAUAAGGGGGAGCUUGCACCCCUGUACGAGCUUGUUGAGUCUAUCUUACAGUUGUAGCCGUUAUUUUUACUUUUUCUUUUCUUUUCUUUUUUAAAAUUUAUUUUGUAUUGGGGAAACACAUUCUGAGCUUUUGUUUCGCGUCUCAUGCAGCCUUUUGAAUUCUUCUCUAUUUUUAUAUUUUUGUAAUGGAUGCAGUCUUCUGAGCUUCCGUUUGGUUUAGUUUGUAUAAAGAGUUUUGAGUUUUGAAUUAUAUUUGGAAAGA
Messenger RNA from Camellia sinensis, 1159 nucleotides. The record is from RefSeq and is a predicted model, not a curated record. NCBI's taxonomy places the organism in Eukaryota, Viridiplantae, Streptophyta, Magnoliopsida, Ericales, Theaceae.